GUGGUCUGGUGCCUGGUCGAAUGGACCUGGGGUGGCCCACCGCCAGACCAGUUGGCGCGCGGAGGGGACCCGGGGGGAAUAGGGGGGAAUACGGAGGCGGGUAGAUAGGGCCUGCGGGUCAGGGCCAUAUAUAUAUAUCCACACACGCGGAUAUAUAUCAGUGGAAGCCAAACAGGCAGAUGGCCAUACAUCCGCAUCCAGCCCCGACCUACCUCCCCCGCCUCGACACCUGCACCCACAAAUAUAUAUAACCACCACCGCCUUCCCCGGCGCACCCACCCUUUCCCCCAACUCGGCCCACGGGCGGGCCAGGGCCUCCUGGUGGCCAUAGCCCGGCUCUAUGCCCCGACUGCCGUCACUAUAUGAUCCCACAUGUCACCAUUGGGCUCGCCGCAACGGUCGGCCGAGGUGUCCACCCAGACCAGUUGGCCGCCCAGACCAGUUGGCCAGACCAGUUGGCCGGGUGGGCCAAAACGCCUAAGUACGCUAUCUGCCCGGGUUGGGGGCAAAUUCGGGUGGCCCACUUUGUAUGGGAAAAGUGACCGACGCACGGGCCACCCCAUACUAAAACCGUCCCCCCCAGCAACUUUCGGACACCUCAACGUUUGUGCGCACGAUGUGUGCCCAAGUGAGGCCGGUGGUACUACGUGGAAAGGAGGUCAACUUGACAGCCGGAAGCACCCCUCCCGGGGCACGUUUCGCGGUGUUCCUGAUGGCCUCCCGUCCACAUCUUCCCUGCUAGACAGGCUGCCUCUCCAUGGCUCACAGCGCCUGGGUCCUUCGGGCCUCGCUCGAGUCGUGGGAGCAGUCUACCGCUGGCGUCCUCUUCAUUGCGGACAACGGCGACCGAAGCCCGGGUGCCCCGCACCCGGCGCCGAUGGGGUCUCCGCCGUUCGUCGGCGUGUCCGUGGGGCCGGACCCCUCACUCGAGGACCGUAUGCCGCAGCCUGGCAGCGCCCGCAAGGGCGACCUGCCGGGGUUCUGCGCGCGGACCGGCUCCUGGAGGGCUACACAGUGUGGGCAAUUGGAUGGUCGCAUGUGUGCCGCCGGUACGCCGGGGGCGUCGCUGUGA
This is a messenger RNA of Aspergillus steynii IBT 23096, 1072 nucleotides long. RefSeq lists its product as uncharacterized. The record is from RefSeq and is a predicted model, not a curated record. The annotation marks the transcript as partial. The transcript is spliced from 2 exons. NCBI's taxonomy places the organism in Eukaryota, Fungi, Ascomycota, Eurotiomycetes, Eurotiales, Aspergillaceae.